AUGAGCGAAACAGCACAAGAGUUUGAUGAAGAGACCCGAAAGUGUAUUGAGCUUUCAAGGAAAAGGUUAGAACCUCUGGUUUCAAAGAUUCCGUUGCAGGAUAAGCACUUGGCAAGACCACCUGUUGCCUUUUUGAAAGCGCUUGUUCUGUGUUUGGUCCGAGAACGAGGUUAUCCCGAAGGGUUGUUUGAUGAAGAGUUUUUGAAAACCAAGAAAGAUUUAACGAAUGAAGAAAAAACCAAUUUCCUAAAGCAAUUGAUCAAUGUGGUCAUCCAUACGAUAAAGAAAAACAUUCCUGUAAAUAUACAACUCAUCAUUAAGGGCAAAGAAAGCCCGAAGAAUAUUACUGUAUUUUUCCAAGCCCUUGCAGAGGCUGCUGGAAAUAAGGACAAGUAUCAAUACAGAGAAGCGAUCGAAAAAAUCAAAUCAGGAAAAUACAAGGAUUAUACAGAAAGAGAGGCGGAAAAGAAAAAAGCGGAGGAUGGCCAGCAGCAACAAAAUGCAGCAACCCCCAACACACCAUCGGAUUCUUCUGGGGCUUCCAACAGUACGAGUAAACAGCAGCAACAACAAAAAACAGCAACUACAUCAGCUUCUGCACAAAAACAAUCUCAACAACCUCCGCAACAAGCAAAGCAACCAACGACACCAUCAACACUCCCAACAACAAAUGCAGCAGAAUCAAAACCUCAACAGCAGCAACAGGUUUCAGGCUCAUCUCCAACGACAACAAAUUCUCCAUCUCUAAAUCAAGAUCAAGGUCGCCCAUCAUCGAGAGGUGUCACUUCAUCUCAAACUCCUGCGAGUAAUAAGCCUCUUACACCAUCGAAAGAUGAGCGAUCAACCACACCUAAUUCCAUUGAUCAAAAAGCAAGCGUGAGUCGACCAAGCUCUGGUAGGGAAGUUUCAAAGCCGUCCACUCCAAAUACAAAUACUCAAGACGAUCAACAACAACAGCAACCACUUGCUCAAAACCAAGAGGAUCCAAACUUGGCACAAUAUUCAAGGCCAUUCUCGUCCCGGGGCCAAUCCGCGAGAAGGGCACCUCCAAAAAUUAAAACAAAUGUUCGAACUAUUGACACACAAGAAAUGCCAACUGAAAAGACACUUGUAGAAACAAAAGCUGCUGAAGGCUUAAUCACUGACGAAAAUGAAGACAAGGAAGAUGACCAAAUCAUUAUUGAAAAGAACGUUGCUGUUAAAUCCUCAACUCAAAGUAACACCAAUACAGAACAAAAAGGAACUCUUGUCAACAAGCUAAUGGAAAACGAAAGCGACAUUGAAAAGAAGCGCAAUGCUGGCAAGGUACCAAAUGCAAAACCCUCAAAUGACGAGCCAGUGAAAGGAAUUGUUCUUCAAACAGGAAAGAAAGAAAAGGAUAAGGAAGUAAUCACCACUGAACUUUCGACGUUAAGGGAACAAAUCCAAACACUAAUUUCAAAAGUUAACCCACUUGGUAAAACAAUGGAUUACAUUCAAGAAGAUUUAGAUAGCAUGCAACGAGAACAUGAUAUGUGGAGAAAGGAUGUGGAACUUCAGCGGCAACGACUGAUCGAAGAGAGGUUGAAAACAGAUCAGGAAGUGUCUUCAGUCCAAGCACAACUCAAAGAAUUGGAACAAAAUAUCGUAGACAAACUGGAGAAAAUUAAUUCGUUGAGGAGUACCAUUUUGCAAAAAGACAAACUUUUGGAAACUUUAUUAAGGAAUGUUGUGGCCUAA
Molecule: messenger RNA, 1719 nt
Organism: Naegleria fowleri
Lineage: Eukaryota; Heterolobosea; Eutetramitea; Acrasida; Naegleriidae
Exons: 2
Coding region: 1-1719 (572 amino acids)
Biological process (GO): regulation of microtubule cytoskeleton organization; intraciliary transport; cilium assembly
Cellular component (GO): axoneme; intraciliary transport particle B; ciliary basal body
Molecular function (GO): microtubule binding
Source: RefSeq, a predicted model, not a curated record